AUGCUUUCCUCUCUUUCAAACAGUCUCAACAAUGUGCGCACUACGGUAGCACAAGUGCUCAAUUUUGCACUCGUUCUGUCAACUGCCUUCAUGCUAUGGAAGGGCCUCUCAGUGGCAUCAGCCUCCAGCUCCCCGAUUGUGGUGGUUCUCUCCGGCAGCAUGGAGCCUGCCUUCCAACGCGGGGAUCUUCUAUUCUUGUGGAAUCGCAGCCCUCGCGCAGAAGUAGGAGAGAUUGUGGUGUACAAUGUGCGAGGGAAAGACAUUCCAAUUGUCCACCGUGUUGUCCGAAGCUUCCCUGAGGUUGAGGGCAAAUCGAAGAAGGUUGUCAAGGAGGUCACAGUUGACACUACGCCAUCGCAUAUGAUCUUGACCAAGGGCGAUAACAAUGUUGCCGAUGAUACAGAGCUCUAUGCCCACGGUCAGGACCACCUUAACCGAGUCGAAGAUAUUGUAGGGAGUGUUCGGGGAUACAUUCCCAUGGUGGGAUAUGUGACAAUCAUGCUGUCAGAACACCCGUGGCUCAAGUCAGUACUCCUGGGUAUCAUGGGUCUGAUGGUCGUCCUUCAGCGGGAGUAA
Penicillium oxalicum is the source of this 576-nucleotide messenger RNA. RefSeq names its product signal peptidase complex catalytic subunit SEC11 (gene sec11). The record is from RefSeq and is a predicted model, not a curated record. The coding region runs from base 1 to 576 and encodes 191 amino acids. The transcript has 6 exons. Gene Ontology annotation, molecular function: serine-type endopeptidase activity. Lineage: Eukaryota; Fungi; Ascomycota; Eurotiomycetes; Eurotiales; Aspergillaceae. Gene Ontology annotation, cellular component: membrane; signal peptidase complex.